AUGGGUCGACUGGAGACAGGGAACGCGCGUGAAUGGCUGCGAAAUUUCCCCCCUUUUACCUCCUACCUCCAGCAAGUCGCCAAUGGGAACGGUAUCAAAAAAUGUGACCCUAAAUGGGUGGACCAAGACCCCUGGGGAAGUGCAAUCUUUGAGAUUGUAGCCAUUGAGCAGCAUCGGGUCUCGGUGGCUAUCGGCUCACAUCUAGCUUGCUCUAAGAAGCAGCGUAAGGCGCUCAUCGACGAGAAAUCCGUGAAUAUGGUCCUAGUGGCUUUUCUCACGUUCCUCGGCGCGAGGUACCCGUCGAUGAAAGGCACCUGGACACCCUGCCAGAGUACUGAUGGGCGUGAUGGGCGAAAGUGUCAUCACUCGCCGUACAGGUCAUGGUUCUUGAAUAGUGUGGCAGACAUGGAAGAUUUGGGUCGUCAUAAGCAUUGUGAUGAGCGAUUGUUUGGGCCUCUUGUUCUACGCCCUGAGGUAGAAUGGGAAGGCGAAGGCGAGGGAGGCAACCCCUGGAAGUCUAACCCACACCCACUGUGGAUCAGCACUCCUCCCGCAGACGACCAGGACGGCCCGACCAGAAAUAACUCUGUGCGGACAUGUGAAGCAUGUCAAUUCUUUUCGAAGAAACCGACUGCGGGGCCGUCUCGACGUAUUCAAGAGCUAGAGCCUCUGAACAUGAUUGGGAUGGAUUUCCUCGGGCCGAUAAAGCCUCAGUGUUCCAUAGGGGCAAGAUAUGUGCUCGUCGUGAUAGAUUACUUCUCCAGGUUCAUCUGGGCCUGGGCGACGGAAGGCGCCGGAGGCUCAGAGGUCGAGCGUUUCUUUGAGAUUGUCUUCUUUUUCAUGAUUUUUCGAUCUUUCGGACUCUUCUUGAAUAUGGGUUCCGGUGAUUUUGCAGAAGCAACUUCUCUCUUGUAUCAGGACAAGCGAGGGUCCCUCGGAUAUUUCGAACGUCUGCCCCGUCCGAUCGAGGGUGGGUCAUCGGGGCUCCUAGAAACCCUCCUGAUCGGAGAGCUCCUCGAUAUCCUCUGGAUCAUCGAUCACUCGUUGAAGGAUCUCGUCCACUCCUUCUUCAUCAAUGCAUAUCACUGGCAGCUCUUCCAAACACUCGAUUGGAGCAAGUGCGGUAUCUAG
Penicillium psychrosexuale is the source of this 1131-nucleotide messenger RNA. RefSeq lists its product as uncharacterized. The record is from RefSeq and is a predicted model, not a curated record. The transcript has 5 exons. Gene Ontology annotation, biological process: DNA integration. Gene Ontology annotation, molecular function: nucleic acid binding. NCBI's taxonomy places the organism in Eukaryota, Fungi, Ascomycota, Eurotiomycetes, Eurotiales, Aspergillaceae. Bases 1 to 1131 code for a protein of 376 amino acids.